This is a messenger RNA of Cantharellus anzutake, 687 nucleotides long. RefSeq lists its product as uncharacterized. Bases 1 to 687 code for a protein of 228 amino acids. The transcript has 3 exons. NCBI's taxonomy places the organism in Eukaryota, Fungi, Basidiomycota, Agaricomycetes, Cantharellales, Hydnaceae. The record is from RefSeq and is a predicted model, not a curated record.
AUGCAUGAACCAGUGAAACUUGAUGAGGAUCAAGUUUCUGAGGACAAUGAGGAUAAUCACCUCACUCUCAUUAGCCGAGUUAACCAACCAAGACUUCCUAGGCCCUGGGAAUUGCAGGAGUUUCCUCUGACCCAAGAGGAAGAGGAACUAGAAACUUUUAUUAAGGAAGAUUCCCAAUACUGGGAUUACCAUCAUGAGACCUAUCCGGAUCAAAACGGAGAGCUAGUUCAGUUCAAGACCUUGCCAACUGGCAAACUGACGCUGUUCCAGUGGUUGCCCUGGGGAACCAAAGGGAGGUUUGAGCCACAAACCUCAAACCCAAUCAUGGCAGAGUCCAGUGUUGAUGCUGGAGAGGAUAAAGUUCAGCUCAGUGAAGCACAAAUAGAGGUUAUUGAGGCCAUCAAGGCUGAGUAUGAGUCAGUGAAUCCUUCCACUGAGCCUAAGGCAACAAUUGAAAUUAUCCAGAAUGAGAUUUCUGGGGAGGAAACAAUUGAUGGGAAAUAUGUGCAUACAGCUGCGAAAGAGAUCGCUCAGAAACUCCAGUUUUCAGGAGAGGAAGGGGAGGUUUUCGAAGAGGGGCCCACAGGGGAAUGCCUUCCCAGCAGCCAAGCACUAAUAAGCAUCCCAGAUCCCCCUCUCCACCCCCAAAGAGAGCUAAAACUGACACUGACCACUUUGAAGAAUUAG